GACGGGCCAGGCCGGGCCGGGGGGGGGGGGAGUACUAGUGUAGAGUCGAAUCGCAGUCGAGUCGCGAGUUUUUAGUCGCCCACCCGCCACCGACGCACACGGACACGUUUUCUUCUUCUCUCGGCUCUUCCCAACAACAACAGUUUCAACAACUUCUUCUUCUGCAUUUGUAUUUGCUCGCCCGCGUUACUACACCCAACACUUUCUGGUUGUCGUCCCGGCUCCAAAGUGUCGAGUCAUUAGAAAAAAACAAAAAGAAAAAAGAAGAAUUUGCGGGCUCGUCAUGUUUUCACUUCGGUGACCGUCAGCGUGAGCGUGAACGUGAACGUGACUUUUUGGGGCUUUCAUUCCCCACCACCAGCCGACCGACAACCGACGAAUCAAAAAGUGUUGCCGUGUGUGGCGUGUGUGGUGUGUUAAAGUGUUGGUGGUGUUGUUGGUGUAUUGUUUUGUUUUGUUUUCUUCCCAAAUUCCCCAAAUGGCGGCGACAAUCAACCGAAUCACGUGAUUUCCCUCACUGGGUCCCCCCCAACCCCACCCCUCUUUACCCAAGUCGAAAAAUCGUCCGACUGUCGUCGUCGUCGUCGUGUUAUCUCGACGGCCUCUACUCUCGGCUGCUGCUGAUAGGGAAACCAACUUUAUCCUCUUGUCUCUCUACUUUGGCCGUUUUGUCUCUUUUUUCUUUCCCGUUUUUUUUUCAUUUCGAUUCUCUGCUCGCCGCCGACGGACACGACACGCGACGCGUGAGAAAAGAAACAAAGAAAAUUGUGUCGUCUUUUUCGGUUCGGUUCGGCCACCGUUUAGUGUCUGUCGUCUGUUGGCCAUCCGUUACGCCUUCAACCCAAUUUGAUCCCUUCGUCAUCUUAUAGAAAAAAAGAACUGACUAAAGAUGGAGAUGCUCAAUUCAUUGAAUAUUUUAGCCGGAAAGAUCUCACCGCAGAAUCACGACGGAGAGACGACUACAUCCGCAAACAGUUCCGCCGAUCACUCACCAUCAUCCGCAAGGAUGAACGGGCGUGUAGCCGAUCAGCCGGAUCCCGACGCCAUCAAAAUGUUUGUGGGCCAAAUUCCGCGCUCGAUGGACGAAAAUGAUUUGCGCAAAAUGUUUGAAGAUUACGGACAAGUUCAUCAGGUCAACGUCCUCCGCGACAAAAUCUCCGGCCAGAGCAAAGGUUGCUGUUUCGUCACGUUCUACAAGCGCAAAGACGCCCUGCAGGCACAAAAUGACAUGCACAACAUCAAAACGUUGAGUGGGAUGCACCAUCCGAUCCAGAUGAAGCCGGCCGACAGCGAGAAUCGCAACGAGCGCAAACUGUUUGUGGGAAUGUUGUCGAAGAAAAUCAGCGAGAACGACGUGCGGAUCAUGUUCAGCGCUUACGGAUCCAUCGAGGAGUGCACCGUCCUCCGCGACAACAACAACAUCAGCCGAGGAUGUGCUUUUGUGACGUUCACGUCGCGUCAGUCCGCCGUCACUGCCAUCAAGACCGUGCAUCACUCACAAACGAUGGAGGGAUGCUCGUCGCCGAUGGUCGUCAAGUUUGCCGACACUCAGAAGGAAAAGGACCAGAAACGGGUCCACCACGUGGGUAGCUCCACCAAUCUCUGGGGUGGAAUCGGCAUCAACAAUUUACCUCCGCAAUACCUGACGGGACUGCCGUCGAACGGAGGCGCAAGUCUGUCGCAGUUGAGCGGACUCAACGCGCUGGGCGUCCAGCAACUGUUGGCAGCCUCGUCGCAAAAUUCGCUGGCCAACACUCAAGCCGCUCUACAAAGUCUGGCCAACUUACAGAGUCAGGCCGGACUGGGAAUGAGCGGAAAUGGAAGUCCAGGCUCGGCAGUCAACGACCUCAAUUCAAGUCUGGCCGCCCUGGCCAAUUUCAACAGUCAAAACAUUUUCGGAUCAUUAGAUAUCAACGCGAUGAACAUGCAGAACCUGGCCGCCUUGGCCGCCAUCGCCAGCAACGGAAAUGGAAUCCAAUCGCUCGGUUCAGGAGGAUCGGCCAGCAAUUCGCUGGGCCAUCAACUGGUGGCCGCUGGCCCCACUGCGACAGCUGCCGCCACACAACCGUCCCAUUCCAACAGCCAACAACAGCAGCAGCACCACCAACACCACCAGAGUUUAGUCAACAAUCGCGGGACAGCUGGAACAGCAGCAGCCACGGCGACGUCGGCCGGAAUCAACGGAUUGGGGACGUCGGCAGCCGCUGCGGCCGCCGCCGCCGCCAAUCUCGAAGCCCUGGCCAACGCCUACACGGCCGGCAUCCAGCAGUUCACUACAGCUUUUCCCAAUUUCACUAGCGGCCAGGUGGGGAUGAAUGGCGCCAACGGCGGGAGUGUCAGUCCCCUGGGUGGCAGCGGCAGCGUGACGGGUAGCGGAUUGCGCCAGCAGGAAGGGCCGGAAGGAUCCAACCUGUUCAUCUACCACCUGCCACAAGAGUUUGGCGACACGGACCUCUGUCAAGCCUUUUCGCCCUUCGGCAACAUCCUAUCAGCCAAAGUCUUUAUCGACAAGCAGACCAAUUUGUCAAAGUGUUUCGGUUUCGUGUCGUACGACAACCCGAUGAGCUCCCAGGCGGCCAUCCAAGCCAUGAACGGCUUUCAGAUCGGCACCAAACGGCUCAAAGUCCAGCUGAAACGUUCCAAAGACGCCUCGAAACCUUAUUAAAAAAGAAACAGAAAAAACUAAACUCCCGGGGGGAGAAAUAAAUAUUUUGAAAUUCAAAAAAAAAAAGAAGAAAAAAACUUAAAAAAAAAAAAAAUUUUUGUUGAUGUCACUGAACGCAACAAGCCACCGCCCCAUUACAAAAAAAGAAAGAAACGUACAAUUUUCAAAUGACUGGACAAACACGCCUUGCCCCUUCCCCCUUUCUUGGUAGUUUCCUUGUGUCCGUGUGUCCGUGUGUGCACCACAACCAACCAACCAACCAACCACAAAUUAAAAAAAAAAAAAAAAAACAAUUUCAAACCUCCUCUCGUUUUCACGUUGUUUGUCAAACCUUUUUUUCUUUCUUUCUUUCAUUCAUUGUGUAUCUGGUACACUCCCCGCGUGUCUCGUACGUGUCUUUUUCUCGUCCCCCAUAUAGACACAACAAUUGUUUGGCGUCUCUGUCGUCGGAGAAGCGGACGAAUAUUUCAUCCGCUUCUUUUCUUUUAUUUGUUUCUUUUUCAUUUACACGUGUCUUGUUCUUCUUUGAUUGUUAUGUUGAAUCAUAGUAUAUACCAAAUUAUUGUAGAGAGAUUACAAAAGAAAGCUAUUUCAUGUUUGCCUCCCUUUCAAAAAGAAAAGAAGAACAGCUAGGCCAGAUGCCAAAAUGUCGUUUGUUUGUUUCUUCAUUUUUAUUUUUAGUUUUUCCAUUUUUUGGAUUAUGUUUGAUUAUGUUCCGUGUCCCAUUUGUUUGUGUGUCUCUUUAUUGUUUUAGUUUUUCGAUGUUGAUUCGACAUGGAUGUAGUGAUCAGCUAGUCUCACACACACACCCCACACACACACACACACACGUAUAGGUUAUAUAUAUAUAUUAAUUUCCUAAUUUUUAAAAGUGACAUCAAUUGAUUUAAUUCGAAAAUACGAACGUGUAUACCUCCCCCAUCACCCACCAUCGACUCUUCAUUUCUGUUCGAACCGUUCGACAACAACAACAACAACACGCAAGACGUUGGAACAAGGUGUGGCGCCGUGACACCUUCAUGUGCCUUUUUGUUUGUUUUUUCCUUUUUGAUCGAAAUUUCCUCGGCAGUGACGCACAGACGCACGCCCUAGUCAUGCAACAAGAACACACACACGUCCGACGGCCAAUUUACCACAAGUAUCAAAUUAUCCCAAAUGUCAGUGUGACGUGCAGAUUUUUCGCAAGGACCGGCAAACAUUUUUGGCAACCAGGUGGACGUUUUCCCCCCAAAAAGGACUUAACAAGCACCUAAACAAAAACUUAUACUAUAUAUAAUUGUGUUUUUCUUCUUUCUUGAAAACAAAAAUGUCCGAUUGUCUUUUGUUCAAGUUCCAAGUGAAAAUUUUUGUUGUGUUGCAAAAAGUGAUGUGACGGAGUUGUUUGCUGUUGUUGUUGUUGUUGUCUGGUGGGCACGUGAGAUCUCGUCGUUUCAUAUUUUUCUUCACACCCCAUUUCCCCCCGUUUACCUUCGUUUGAGAAAAAAAAACAUCUACGGUUGGCGAUUUAGAAGCGUCAGACAUUUUUCGAUACUUAAAGAAAAACUAAAACAAUUAUGUUGCAAGUUGGACGCCAGCAAGAGAAAUUCGCCCGUCUCUAUUUUUUGAAAGAAACACACACACAAACUCGUGACCUAAUGAGCACUUGUUGAUGGUAGUCAUGUUUGUAGUAUUCAUUUUUCAGUUCUAAUUAGACAAGUUCCUGCGAGAGAGAGAAGAAGAAGAGAAAUUUGAAUUUCGGGUGGGAUCGACGAUGCCAAAUUUUAUUUUUGUUUUAUUUGUACGACUUUUUUUUUUCAUUUUUUCACGUUUGCACCGCAAAUUUAGAUAAAAAUUUGAUGUUACAAAUUGCGAUUUUUUUUUUUGAAAUAUUUGGUGGAAUACUUUAAACGUGUUUCAGCAUGUCGCAGAGCGAUUUCAUUUGCCCGUUUUUUAUGAUGAUUUCCCCCCUCCCGAAUGAUGGCAGCCAAGUGAAACAGUUAAUACAAUAUUUUAAAUUAG
Messenger RNA from Daphnia pulicaria, 4663 nucleotides. RefSeq names its product CUGBP Elav-like family member 1. Gene Ontology annotation, cellular component: nucleus; cytoplasm; ribonucleoprotein complex. The record is from RefSeq and is a predicted model, not a curated record. Gene Ontology annotation, molecular function: mRNA 3'-UTR binding. The coding region runs from base 890 to 2665 and encodes 591 amino acids. The transcript has 14 exons. Gene Ontology annotation, biological process: regulation of alternative mRNA splicing, via spliceosome; mRNA splice site recognition. Lineage: Eukaryota; Metazoa; Arthropoda; Branchiopoda; Diplostraca; Daphniidae.